CAAUUCCUUUCUUUCUUUGUGUCUUUAAUAGGUGGCAGUGGCAGUGGCGGUGGUGGCGGCGGCGGAGGCGGCGGCGCUGGUGGCGGGUCGGACAUAUCCAAGGAUCACUGCAACAAGACGGUGGACAUCUUCGAGGACAUCAGCUCGCCGGAGGUCAGCAAUCAGAAUGUGGGUCGACCCCUGACCUGCUGGUAUCGCUUCCGCACCCUCAAGGGAGCGCCGCUCGACUUUGUGCUGCGUCUGCGGUUCAAGAAGUUCAAAGUAGGUCAACUGCUGAAUGCGACCCACUGCGAGGGCGGAUAUUUACAGAUUGUUGACGGCAAUGCCAAGACGGAUGUCUCCAAUCGCCGGGAGCCGGGCAUGUUCUGCGGCGAAGCCGAGCAGACCCAGACAUUCAUCAGCGAGACGAGCUAUGUGAAAGUGCUUUUCCACACGGACAACUUUACGGAUCAGACCUACUUCACAUUCGAUUCACGCGCGGAGCAGCAAACCGAAGUCUAUUUGCGAUAUGGCCAGCAUCCGGAGCUAUAUCCAAACCGUCGCGGCGAAGUGGUUCAAGGAUCCUAUUGUGAACGCGAAUAUCGGGACUGUCGUCUGCAGACUUGCUAUGUCCAAUCACCGGCCAAUCCUGGCCUGUGUCCUCGCGCUCUGAACUGUCGCUAUAAGCUGCACACCCGCCAGCCCUACAUCAAGUUAUAUCUGCAAAACGAACAGUUCGCUGUGGAUGGUCAAAGAUGCGAGAACGUCAUGACCUGUCCGAUCUGGCCCAUAGGAUCGGGCAGCGAGCACUGCCCCUUCGACUGGCUGGCGGUCUACGAUGGAAGCGAUGAGCACUCGCCGCUUAUAGGCAAGUUCUGUGGCCUCGGCAAGUUCCCAUUCAGCAUCAUUGGCACAUCACAAUAUAUGUAUGUGGAGUUUGUUACAUCGCCCGCGGGGCCGCUGCUUAAUACGGGCUUCCAUUUCAAUGUUGGCAACUGGCCAGGCCACGUGGAGACGGCCGGCAUUAAGCAUGGGGUCUGCGACUGGCUGCUGAGCUCCGACUCACUGAAGGACAGCAGCGCCAGCGAGGGCAUCUUCCUGAGCAUUGCCCACUGGUAUCCGCCGAAUACGUCCUGCAGCUAUCACAUCAAAGGACAUGUCGAGGAAAUUGUGCAGCUCUAUUUCCCUAGCUUCCGCAUCAAUCGCAUCGAGUCGCCGAUCCUGAAGUACGUGGGAGACUGCGGCGAAUCGCUGACGAUCUACGAUUCGGACCACGCCGAUCCCGCUCGGAUCAUCAAGACCUUCUGCGACACCUUCUCGCGGCCAAUGGAGAAGGUGGACUUUGUGAGCACCAGCCCCUCGCUGUACGUGCAGUUCGACUCGAAGACGGGCAGCUACAGCGGUAGCUCACUGUACUACUGGGCCCACUACGACUUCUUCAACAACACGCGCUUCGGCGACCCCGUUCCGAACACCCUGUGCGACGAGGUGAUGUACGCCUGGAAGCACCCGGGAGGACGCCUCCGGUCGCCCCUCAAUUCGCUGAUCUUCAAGCGUACGGGCGGCAGCGAUGUGCGGUGCCAGUACAAGUUCGUGACGGACAAGAGGCUGUACGCACGGGCCAUUAUCGAGGUGAAUUCGGUGUCCUUCAAGGAGCUGCCGUACAACAGCAACGCGUGCACCAGGUGCCACGAGGAGCGGGUGGACAAGCUGGUCAUCUGGGAGGAGCGGGACAAGUACCAGAACAGCCUCGCCUGCUUCUGCGACAACAUACCGCGGGCGGUGCGCGUCAUCUCGUCGGCGGACCAGAUGAACCUCGAGAUGAUCGUCCAGGGCCAGCACGCCAUCACCUCCUACUUCAAGAACCCCAAUCCGCUUGAGGCCACCUACGAGUUCGCCCACGGUCCGCUGUGCGGCCCCAUCACGAGGGGGCCCUCGCCGGACGGGGAGCUGGUUUUCCCCUACAAGAAGGCCCUCGCGAUGGUGGCCAGACCGAUGGCUCCGCCCGAGCACCACUACCGCCGCGAGAAGUGCAUCUGGGAACUGAAGGUGGCCGCCCAGCGGGACCUGUGGCUCAAUCUGGAGAAAACGCGCUUCGCCGACCGCAGCUGCGAGAGUGCCAAGAUCGAGGUGUAUCUGGCCGGCCGCCUGGAGCCGCGCUUCGUUGUCUGCCCGGAGAACAUAUCAAUGGCCCGGGACCUGCCCAUCCUGACCACGGCCGAGCUGGGGGCCACCGGGGCCGACCAGGAGCCACUGCCCGUGCUCAUCCAGUACACGGGCGACGGGCAGCCGGGACGCAACAUUUUCCGCCUGGUCUGGAGCGAGCUCUUCCACCUGCCGCGCAAUCCCGACGGCAGCCUGGCCGCCUCCCUCCUGCAGGACGCCGGCUGCGACUUCCGCUGCCCCGGCGACACAGAGGUCUGCAUACCCCGCCACCUGCUCUGCAACGGGGUGGCCAAUUGCCCCAACGUGACGCACUCCUCGACGCUCGACCAACUGACGCGUCACAUCGAGUGGAACCUCGAGCAGCUCGGCCUCCUCCACCACGCCGGCGAGUACUGCCAGCUGGUCCUGCACGACGAGUCGCCGGAGAUCUGUCUGCGACGGGACCUCAGCGAGCUGCCCUACGGCAAGCUCUCUCUCAUCGCCCUGGGCCUGUGCCUGAUGUUCGCCCUGCUCUUCGCCAUCUUGCGCCGGAUGUGCCGUCGGUCGCCCAAGCAGUCGGUGUUGCAUCAAUUUCAGGAGGAUUACUAAAUAAACAGACAUUUUGACAGACAUUUCAGAUAUGAUAUUGACCUUCAGGGAGACUGGGCGUAUAAGGAGGGUGAUAGCGUAACAUUUCUGGGGAGCUAAUGUAACGAUUGGAUCAGCCGAGAGAGCUAGUUCGGCACCGUAAUGGCCGUGGCAGAGCAUACACCCUCUAUGGGCUAGGUUUGGGAGGUCACGAAAAGGGGCAUAGGAAAGGGUGAUAGAUUUAACAGCCCAGAUUGUCAACUUUCUCUGGCAUUUC
Messenger RNA from Drosophila miranda, 2989 nucleotides. RefSeq lists its product as uncharacterized. The record is from RefSeq and is a predicted model, not a curated record. The transcript is spliced from 7 exons. Gene Ontology annotation, cellular component: plasma membrane. The annotation marks the transcript as partial. Lineage: Eukaryota; Metazoa; Arthropoda; Insecta; Diptera; Drosophilidae.